AUGUCGAAACGUGGAGCUGAAGGUGAUCAUAUGAGAAGAGAGGAGGAGAGUAUGUUUGGGAUGGCCAGCACCCCAGAUGAAAAACCGCUCCGGGCGACGCAGGCCCAGUUAGCGAACAGAAAAAUCAAGGAUGUCCGCAAACGCCGGGCUCCAACUCCCACAACCGGCGGAGGAGCGGCUUCAUUCAACCCCUUCGCAUCCGUGGCACCGGCCUCGGCACCAGCACCUACCCAGUCGACUGGGUUCACAUUUGGUCAGACUCAGAGCCAGAGCUUUCCUGGGGCAAGCUCAGGGCCCAGCCAGGGGGGAAUGUUCUCGUCCGGUACUAAUGGCCAGGCGGGUGGUCAGGCGUCGUUCAGCUUCGGGGCGGGCCCUACCUCAUUUGGAACUGCACCGCCGAGCAAUCCUUUUUCUGUAGACACAUCAUUUGGCGGAAGUUCCCAGUCAACGACGAAUGGGUUCGGCUUUGGGGGAUUCAAUGCCGGAAACCAGUCCACUCCGUCGUUUGGUGGAUUUGGAGCACAACAGAACACAAGCACUCCAACAAAGCCCACCAUAUUCGGGCAGUCUGCAUCACAUAUGACUUCGCCUGCCGAUGACAGCAUGCAAACUUCGCCCGAUACCAAGCCCAAGGGAACUUCCAUGUUUGCAUCGAAGCCAGCCCCAGGUCCUUCGGCACUUAGCAAUCCAUUCUCAAACCUCUCAGGGCAGACCCCGUCCAGCAAUCUAUUUGCACCAUCACAGACAACUGCUCCCGAGAAAGUAGCCGACAAACCUGCGGAGACCCAGCCUUUCAAACUUUUCGGAUCAACGCCGGCCGCUUCGAAGCCCUCAGAUGGAGAGAAACAGCAGCCGACAGCCAGCAAUCCAUUUGCGAACCUGUCUGGACAGGCUCCAACCAGCAGCGCUAACAUAUUUGCCCCAAAGACAACAGCAGGGGAGCAAACUCCUGCGAAGCCCGCAGAGGCGGCGAAGCCUUUUGGUGCUCUUUUUGGGUCGACUUCCGGUUCCCAGCCCUCAGGGCCUGCUAGCAAUCUAUUUGCUCCCAAGCCUGCCACAGAAGAACCAAAAGCGAUCAAUCCCUUUGCGACGCUAUCAGCGCCAAGUUCCUUGGGUACUUUCUCCUCACCGAAGGUUACUGGGACCGAAAGUUCUGGAAAGGCUACCGCGGCACAGCCGUUCAUGUUUGGUACACCUACGGCAUCAAAAGUUUCGGAGGCUGGAAAAGAGCAGGCGGCUAUGCCAGCAUUCGGAAAUAUGUUUUCACCGAAGCCAGCCGUUGAGAACGUGGCUGCAAAGCCUGCAGCGGACCAGCCGUUCAAGUCUAUGUUUGGUACACCUGCGGCAUCGAAAGUUUUAGAGGCUGGGAAAGAGCAGACUGCUCCGCCGGCAUUUGGUAAUCUGUUCUCGCCAAAGCCGGUCGCUGAGAAUACGGGUGCAAAGCCAUCAGAGGACAAGCCCAAAUCCGUGUUCGGAACACCUGCGGGUACGACGCCUACAGGGGCUGAAAAGGAACCAUCAGCUGCAAGCAGUGUUUUUGCACCGAAGGUGACAAGUGAAGAGCAGGCUCCUGUACCUGCAAAGACGUCACAGUUCGGCUCAGUGUUUGGGGCGUCUCCUGCGUUGUCGAAACCAGAAGACAAGACAGCACAGGCAACACCUAGCAAUCCAUUCGCGAACCUUUCAGGGCAGAACGCGUUCGGCAAUCCAUUCGCGCCAAAGCCGACAGAGCAGGCUGUGAAGCCCCAGGCACCGAGUACUUCUCUUUUUGGUGCAAGCACGCCGAUUGACAACAAUAAGCAGAAUAAGGACAAUAAUAUUGCAGCUAACCCAUUCACUGUCGAGCCUAAGGCGUUGAAUGAACCUCAAACGGAAGGUUCGACGAAAACUACCACGCCUCAGGUGUCUUUCUCGCAGCCUUCACGCGACCAUAAAAGCUCUUGUUUACCUGUCCCUUCCUCCUCUUCUCUCCCCUCCUCAACUUCUACUGUUUCCAACACUUUCACUGCUCCAGACCCUGACAGUCUUUUCCCAAGAUCUGAUUAUCCUGUAUCAAUUGAGUAUCCUUUACCAAGCGAAGAUUCCGACGAAAUGCCGCUUAAACGUCUUUUCCCUGAGGACAAGACGGGCGAGCUUCGAAUGCGGGCUGACCUGCUGGUGAAAAUCGGCAUCUUGACCGAGGCGUUCAAGCGUGAGAUCGCCAAAUGCGACCCCAUGAAGGAUGAUAUUGACGAAGUCCUCAUUCUUUAUGCUGAACUCCGCCGUGAUCUUGGUGUCCCCAUUGGCUCGAUCAGCCCUGCUGAAGAGGCCAAACGCGCCGCCAUCGAUGAACGUGAUGCCGCCAAGGAAGCGCCAGAUGGCUGCUCCCCUCCUCGCAUCCCGUCCCCUCCGGCCUGUGUGCCUCGUAGCUUUGAACCGGUGCCUCCCAAGAAACAUUCGGUUGGGUCUACGACUUCUUCCAAGUUCGCCCAAUCCUUCUCUGCUCCGGCUCCUGCUUCGGCAACUACUUCCGCUAGCGCUUCUCCCGCCCCAGUUGCUGGUCCUUCGUCUCCCACUGCUGCUCCUGCUACUACCUCUGUCGCCCCCUCUGCUUUGGGAGUUCCCAAGUUUGGUGAUGCGGCCACUUCAACCGCCGCCCCUGUUAUUCCCAAGUUUGAUGGUGCAGCCACUUCAACCGCAGCCUCUGCUUUCCAGAUUCCUAAAUUUGGUGAUGCGGCCACUUCCACUGCCCCUUCUGCUUUCCAGAUUCCCAAGUUUGGUGCUGGGGCUACUGGCGCCGAUUUUGCGGCCCAGUUCAAGUCACAGUCAGACAAGAGUGAAGCUGAAGCAAAGGCCAAGAGAAAGGCUGAAGAGUUUGAUUCCGAGGAGGAGGAUGAGGAGGAGUGGGAGCGUAAAGAUGCGGAACGCCAGCGCGAGAAGCGCGAAAAGGUCCAAGCUGCAGCCAAUAAGCGUGCUGUUUUUAUCCCCGGCGUGGGUUUCAAAUUCGCUGAUGAUGAUAGCGCUGCUCCCAAGAGCGCUGAGGAGCCCGCUACAUCUGCUCCGUCUGCUGCUCCAUCUGCUACGUCUGCCAACCCUGCCACUGCUCCACAGGACGUUGAGGAACCUGAUCACAACGCUCCUACCCCUCCACCGGCCUUUGAGGGCAAAGUUUCUCACAAUACCACUCCUAGUAUCUUUAAAGAACCUCCCUUUACUGCCUGGCCUACUUCGGGAGCAAAAGGUGCUCCCUCUUUGUCUUCCUCGCAACACCAACCCCAGUUCCCUAAAUCUUCUCCUGACGCCUCUGAAUUUUCAACUCUCGUCGGAACAGCCACGCGUUCGCCUGCGGAUGCCGCACUCUUCGGGGGCAAGCCUGGAUCCUCCUCCUCCUUUCUUCGUAAGCCGGUCCCAGCCUCACAGAACAUUUUCGGCGGGCUUAAGCCAACCUCGCCGAAACGUAAGGCCUCUGCGGAUGGAAGUGACGAAGACGAUGAUUCCCCUGCAAAGAAGGUCAAGUCCACCCAGAACAUUUUCGGGCCCAAGCCAACAACCUCUGAGAACAUUUUCGGUCCUAAGCCAACAACAUCGCAGAGCCUUUUCGGUCAACCCAAGCCGACCUCGCAGAACAUCUUCGGUGGGCCCAAGCCAACCUCGCCGAAGCGCAAGGCCUCUGCGGAUGGAAGUGAUAACGAGGAUGAUUCCUCUGCAAAACAGACGAAGCUAUCGCCUCCUCCAUCUGCGGGCGCCAGUAUGUUUGGACGGGUCUCCUCUGCACCAGCACCGGCUCCUUUGACCAAUUCCUUCCCACCGUCCGCCAUUGCCCCAGCAUCAGUUCCUUCUACUCAGCCCAGUUCCACCCCAACAGAAGAUGAGGAUGGUGAGCCUGGUGAAAUUUUCGAUCUCACGAAGGGAAACGGCGGUGAAGAAGAAGAGACUGUUGUAUUCGAAGACAAAUCCCGGGUUUUCAAACUUGAGUCCAAGUGGCUGCCCAAAGGAACCGGUCCUGUCCGCCUUCUGAAGCACCCUGUCACUGGACGUGCACGAAUUGUCUGCCGUGCCGAACCAAGUGGAAAAGUCACAUUGAACAUUCUCCUGAAGAAAGAGUUCGACUACAAGCUCACCACUAACAGUGUCCAGUUCCUGGUGCCCGACGAGGCUGGCAAACUCACACAUUGGGCUGUUCGAGUGAAGACCGAGAGACUACAAGAGUUCCACAACCUGAUCCAAGAGAUCAAGAACUAA
Molecule: messenger RNA, 4221 nt
Organism: Penicillium vulpinum
Lineage: Eukaryota; Fungi; Ascomycota; Eurotiomycetes; Eurotiales; Aspergillaceae
Exons: 4
Coding region: 1-4221 (1406 amino acids)
Biological process (GO): intracellular transport
Cellular component (GO): nuclear pore
Source: RefSeq, a predicted model, not a curated record